Coregonus clupeaformis (lake whitefish) is the source of this 1133-nucleotide messenger RNA. Its product is annotated as cholecystokinin-like. NCBI's taxonomy places the organism in Eukaryota, Metazoa, Chordata, Actinopteri, Salmoniformes, Salmonidae. The record is from RefSeq and is a predicted model, not a curated record. Gene Ontology annotation, biological process: digestion. The coding region runs from base 759 to 1055 and encodes 98 amino acids. Gene Ontology annotation, molecular function: neuropeptide hormone activity. Gene Ontology annotation, cellular component: extracellular region; axon. The transcript is spliced from 2 exons.
UGCCCUCUUUAGUCCAGAUAAGAGUGGAGGAUGUACGUCAUCACACACUGUACACUUAACCCUUCCUCGUCGGUUGUUUAGGUUACGCCUUAACGAUAUCAAAGUCAUAAUCAUUUUACAACUAGGUCUAUAUUAAGAACAACAGUAAUGAGAACAACAGUAAUGAUAUGGUGCCUUUGUGUUUCAAAUGUGUUUCUAAGUGAUGGACCACUUGCCACUUUUUCCAUGGCAUUUUCAAUGAUCGAUCCAUGGUUUUCGUUGCAUGUCAAUGCAAGUGGAAGUUAGAGUUGGUGGACCUUGGCCUUGGAUACAGGUGUUAUGACAGGGUUGUAGACUUCUGUAACAACAACCACUAUUGAACAUCAAACUGAAUUUUACUUUAUUGUCUCACAUUUCCAGGUGAACGAUUAGAAUAUUGAUGCGCCCCACCUGAAUGCAGAAUGGCACCAAGUAUCCAUUACGCAUGGCGUUUCCAUCAUCUUUUUCAAUCAAUCAAAAGAUCUAUCUUGGACAUUGUUAUCAGACAUUGCUCUUUGACCAUAUUGGUUACAUAGACCUUUGUGUAUAAAAGACCUGACAUAAAGAACUGGCAAUAUCAUUCGCACUUGCUGACUUCAUUUUGUACAGACUGUUACAUACAAUCACCUCUCUUUGAAGGUAAUUGACGCUCACUUUCACACACAAAAUUGCUUUUUGCAUUUCCUACUUUUAAUCAUCUAAAGCUAUAUUGUUAGAAAACUAUUAUUCUGCGUCCAGGCAUGGCAAUGAGUGGAUUGUUGGUGUGCGCCCUCAUGGCAGCGCUAGUGGGGGUUGGUUUGACAUCGCCCGUAUCCAAGUCGGAUGACAACACCAAACAGGGUGGGAUACUGCCACAGCUACUGGCCAGGGGGGAGGCAGUGAGGAAUGCUGCGGAGAACGUCGCUAGGCGGGAGCAAGACACUCAAAUGAGCAUGGCACGGAUGGAGAGGAUGGCGCACCUGUCGGAGGACCAGCGCGAGUUCAUGUCCAAGAAAAUCAUGCAGGCCAUCUCAGGUUUGUAUUGUUCGCAGAGAUGAUGAACGAGUGUCCGGACCGAGACUACCAAGGAUGGGUAGACUUUGGACGGCGAAGUGCAGAGUAGAGACGUACCAGAG